CCAGGCUCAGCAAAGAAGAAAAAAUCAAAAGCCAACCGCCCCAAGCCCGCGCGCGUUAGCAUUUCAGGCGCUCAGUCGUCGGAAUAUGUCCCUCCAGACGAAUUCUUAGAGAGCGUCUAUCACGCAGAGGGAUGGUCCAAUGUUGUAGAUAUUCUAUGUGCCAUGCUUGACUUACCCGAUAUGGUCACCCGCAGCGGGUUCAAGAAGCUGCACAAGAAUUUUGACGAUAUAUCGCGCACUCUCAACCUUCUCUACUCAUUCGCCCGUAGCAGCAAGAAUGAUCGACUCGCAGGAGCCGUUAUUGCACUUUACGCGAAAAUGUCCGCAGACACGAUUCUAAGGGAUCGUAUCUUCAAAGAAGCUGACUUCAUGGCGAUGGUGAUACCCUUGCUGGAUCGGCCCGUAUGCUGUCAUAUUGCUCUACAGGCUCUCAGCUCCGUCACCCAUCAUGGAGGUAUAGACGUCCGUCUCCAGAUCGCAAAAAAGACCUCCGUUUUCUUGCAACUGCUCGAUGAACAGCCGCAUGACAUGAAAGCGGUUGAGCUAACGAUCACAGUGCUAUCGCACAGUGUAGCGAGCGUCACCAAUAACGAGCAACCUCCUGACCCUAAGCUGCUGCCACUUGUCCAUGUUCCGCGGCUGGUUCGCACGAUAAUCUCUUUCAUCCGCAAGCCCCAAGUACCGCAGAUGCUUUUUGAUCAUUCUCUUGUGCUCCUAUCCGGUGCUGCACAACAUUGCCACAGAGAGUUUCACGCCAUCCCCAGCGUUGUCAACCUGCUUGUCGCGUGUACGAGAGAUGCCGACAUUCGUACUCGGGCUACGGGCCUUGGUGGCAUUCUACGACUAUACUAUAAAGACAACGAAAUUGAAGACACCCGUCUGGAUCCGAGGAAGUAUGUUGAAGCCGUUGGCAAACGCUGGCCAGACAACCUCACAGAUGUGCUGAUGAACUAUGGCAUGCCGCGCUGCGAAACAUACACGCUCGUCAACACAAUGCGCGACUUCCAGGUAGCGAUGGCGGACAUCACGAAAGAUCGUGACUUUCAUGCGCUCGGGCUAAAGUUUGCGGAGUACAUCCUUCGAACGGAGUACUCCAUCAGUCAAGGCGCAUGGGAGGUGGAGGAUCCACGCACGGGAAAGCGGGAGAUAAGGAGCAUAGGACUGCCGUUCAUAUGGUGGAUAGAUUCACUCCCGCUCGCAGCAAAAGCACUUCACGAUCAUGGUUCCGCAGGCGAGCUAGACAAGGCGGACAUUGUCCAGCUGAAAUAUCUGAUCAUAAAGUCUCGCCUGCCUGAAGCUCAUGCCAUGGCCCGCAAAGCCAUAGAGCGCAGCCCACACGUUGGAUUUUGGUACUACGUGCUCACGUUGGGUGCCGACACCGUGGAUGGUCUCCGCAUCGCAAAGCAGGGGAUGAAGUGCCCCAACAUGUCCGAUUACGUGCGGUUUGGUCUUAUCUAUCGAGCAGCCGAGCACGCGAUGACCCUCGCGUUGGCCAAAUUGGACGAAGCCAUGAAUGUGGGGCAUAACCUGGCAGAGGGUUUUGCGCUCGCCAUGUGCGCCAUGGAAGAUUCUCACACCUAUAUUCAAGAGGCACCCCCGGAUACACGCAGCAUGAAGAGCGUCUUGUAUAUCAACCUACUCUCGAUGCUCCUCGUCAAAGGCCAUGAACUCCACGCGGAUAAUAGGGAACUCAAGGAACUGAAAGGGAAGCUGCAGCUUGCAGACGAUUUUUCUACUUUCCUCUCACGUCCGAUCAGCAAGACCCAGAUGCGCCUGACGUGCACCACCAUCAUCGACCGUAUGGAACAGGCGUGGAAGGAGUGGGAUACUCACAUCCCCCAGUUCUCCGAGACCAUGCCAUCUGACAUUUCUGCGGCCGCUGCCGAGGAUGACCUCGCCGUUUGGCUCGAGAAGGUCGAAAUCGAAGAUCCGGAUAUUGCGGGAGGCCACCAGCACGAAGAUGAUCAAGGAUAUCUUCAUCCGAAGAUCAACUUCAGCGAUGUAGAGCUUUACCGUUGUUCAUGGUGCAGAAACCCGAGCGCGCUCUUGAAGAAAUGCAAGGGGUGCGAAAAAGCGAGGUUC
Heterobasidion irregulare TC 32-1 is the source of this 2082-nucleotide messenger RNA. RefSeq lists its product as uncharacterized. The transcript has 4 exons. The annotation marks the transcript as partial. NCBI's taxonomy places the organism in Eukaryota, Fungi, Basidiomycota, Agaricomycetes, Russulales, Bondarzewiaceae. The record is from RefSeq and is a predicted model, not a curated record.